This is a messenger RNA of Oreochromis aureus, 705 nucleotides long. RefSeq names its product urotensin-2-like. The record is from RefSeq and is a predicted model, not a curated record. NCBI's taxonomy places the organism in Eukaryota, Metazoa, Chordata, Actinopteri, Cichliformes, Cichlidae. Gene Ontology annotation, biological process: blood vessel diameter maintenance; regulation of blood pressure. The coding region runs from base 100 to 474 and encodes 124 amino acids. The transcript has 4 exons. Gene Ontology annotation, cellular component: extracellular region. Gene Ontology annotation, molecular function: hormone activity.
GCUACAGCUUCAACUAUAUAACACCGUUAGGACCAGCAGAGCACGUAGAAUUCUCCUUUUCACUCUCUGUGCAAAUCAGAGCCACUUCCAUCAGCACUGAUGAAGUGUAACCAUCUUCUCUCCUGGGCCUUUGUGCUUGUGGCCUCGAGCCCACUGCUGGCCCACCCCAUUACAGAAUCUGCUGAGAUGCCAUAUCCAGGACCUGUAUCAGCGGAGGACCGAGGAAUCAGCAGUCUGGAUGAUCUGCCUCUCUCUGAGCAGGAUGGUGCAGGCCUUAGAUAUUCCACUCUAAUAUCUGGUGAGAUCAACAGAGAUGGUGUCAGAACAACAGGUCUGCUUCCUAGGGGGCUCAAAAGAGAGGUCCUGUUGGAGAAACAAAGUCUCCUAAAUCCUUUCAGCCAUGCGCUGGGCAUCCGGAAACAGUUCAGGAAGAGAGGAGGGAAUUCAGAGUGUUUCUGGAAGUACUGUGUCUAAAACAGUGACUGAAAACAGGCACGAGGCAGGGCUUGCACUGAAAGAAAAAAAAUCAAACAUCUUACACUCACAAUGGCACAUACAGCCGAAAUAAAUAAGAAAUACCUCACAUGCAUAAAGCGCAUGUGCAGUCACACACCCUCACACGCACACACAGACAUACACAAAAUGCCCCAUCUAUGAUUGAGACAUAUUGCUUAGGGGCUUUAAGAUGAUUUAUUAGGGUUUAGU